Drosophila montana is the source of this 1711-nucleotide messenger RNA. It is a transcript of the gene Fer1HCH, whose product is annotated as Ferritin 1 heavy chain homologue. Lineage: Eukaryota; Metazoa; Arthropoda; Insecta; Diptera; Drosophilidae. The transcript has 3 exons. Gene Ontology annotation, molecular function: ferrous iron binding; ferric iron binding. Gene Ontology annotation, biological process: iron ion transport; intracellular iron ion homeostasis. The record is from RefSeq and is a predicted model, not a curated record. The coding region runs from base 410 to 1048 and encodes 212 amino acids. Gene Ontology annotation, cellular component: cytoplasm.
AUUCACAUAGCGAAGGCGCGUUAAGCAGAAGAAUUACGAAACGUUCAAGUACGUGAAAAGAUUCAAUUUGCCAGGGUAUAUUUUCAUAAAUCAGUAUCGUAAGGUACCGGAAGAACCGAAUAAUCCAAUAAGUCCAAUUUGAUAGAAAGAGCAAGCUUCGCCUUCUAUGCCAGUGUGUGUAAAGGCAGCUUUGAUAGACAAUUGAGACGAGAUAAAAGAUCGACUCGAAAGUUCUCUAUUUAACAUUGGCAGUACAACCGAAACGGUUCAUUUUCAUUUGUGCAUUUAGGCUGAGCACGUAAAUUGAUUGCAUUGAUUUAUUAACUGAAAGUGAUAUAUUUGUUCUGUGAUUUUGUGUAAAGACAUCAACAACAACAACCACAACAACAGCAGCAACCGAAGAACAAACAUGGUGAAAUUAAUUGCGAGUAUUUGCCUACUGGUCGUUCUGGCUGUGGUCAACCAGGCCCAGGCUGAUAACCUACAAUGCAACAUCAAGUCGAAUGCUGUUUUCAAGGGAUGGCCCGACAUGAAGGAUCCAUGCAUUAAGAGCAUGCGCGACCAGAUUCAGAAGGAGAUUGAAGCCUCCACCCAGUACCUGGCCAUGGCUUCCUACUUUUCAACCGACACCGUCAAUCGUCCUGGCUUCGCCGAGCACUUCUUCAAGGCAGCCAGGGAGGAGCGCGAGCAUGGCUCCAAGCUGGUGGAGUACCUGUCCAUGCGUGGCCAGUUGACCGACACCGUUAACAACCUGAUCAAAGUACCGUCUGUUAAGGUGACCAACUGGACAGGACUGUCGGCUUUGGAGGAUGCUUUCAAGCUAGAAACCGAGGUGACCAAGUCUAUUCGCGAGCUGAUCAAGACCUGUGAGGGUACUUCCAAGAAGGCUGAUGAUAACGAUUACCAUCUGGUCGACUAUCUGACUGGCGUCUAUCUGGAGGAGCAGCUGACUGGCCAGCGCGAUCUGGCUGGCAAGAUCACCACACUGGAGAAGAUGAUGUCUUCCCACGGUCAAUUGGGCGAGUUCCUGUUCGACAAGAACUUGUAAGGUGUCACGCCCCGGGAAAUACCAAUAUCAACUCAUUGUCUAGCAUGCUAUUCAUAGUUUUUACUGUGCUCUUAAAAAACCCUUAUUUAAAAUUAACUGUAACUAGCCGCUGCAAAAAACCACCAUCCCAACAAGUAUUUUGUUAUCUUCACAUGUUUUUGCCAAAUUUAGUUUAUAAUUAAAUUACACUCAAACGUUAACAGCUCUUCUUUUUUGUUUCAUAAAACUAUUGGCCAAAUAAAUACAACAUUCUGUUUGAAGUCGAUUUCAUUCCAAGGCACAGUCAAAUCCACAAGUUCUUUUCUUAUCAAUCCCAACCGCUGGCCACUCUAGAUAAAGGGCUUAAGAAAAGGCAGCGUCAUAUAUUAAUCAGCGCGUCUAAAAACGACAGACUAAAUUGUGAUUUAUUUACAAUAUGUUAUGUAUAACUAUUUCGUUAUCGUCUCGAGUACACGUGCUCACAAGUUCAUGCUAUAGCUCUUCCGUGAGUUGUCUAUAGUUGUUCGGGGAAGUUCGCAGUCAACAAUUCAUUUGAAAUUAAAUAAUCCCAUCUACAUAGGGCAUACAUUUAGAUAUAAACAAGUACAAUAUAUACAUAUAAAUAUUUUUCUGUCAAUUAGUCAAUAGAGCUAUUAACUUAAUAAACAUUACGAUCAAACUAAA